GAGAGAGAGAGAGAGAGAGAGAGAGAGACCACUCUGUUCAGUUCCUGGGGGACGAAGAGAGUUGGAAUAGAGGAAUGCAAGAAGAUUCAAAAAGGAUGGCAUUGAUACCAGAUCGUUUAGCAAGCAAAGCAGAUAAAGAUUAGGGUUCCUAUGGCAACUGGCUCAGCCACAGUAGGGAUUUGGGGAGAGAGGCAAAUGAGAAGUGAGCUCGUCUGACAAAAACCCCAACAUUAAAGGAAACAGACCUGACCUUUUCCUAGUUUCAGCAUUGGCUUGUCUUCACUAUCUACUGAAGGAGAUGUUACAAAGUCCAUCUUCAAGAUGGAAAGCGAUGCUCCCAGGAAAGCAAUAUCCAGGUCUGGCCUUCAGCAUUUGGCUCCUGUUCAGAACCUCAACAUUGCCAUCACCAACGGACCAGUGAAGGAAACAAGGAUGGCACUGGAAUGGAGUGAAAAUGCAGUGAACGGUGAACAUCUCUGGCUGGAGACGAAUGUUUCCGGGGAUCUGUGCUACCUAGGGGAGGAGAGCUGCCAAGUCAAGUUCUCAAAGUCAGCUCUUCGACGAAAGUGCGCUGCCUGUAAAAUUGUAGUCCACAAUGCCUGUAUGGAACAGUUAGAUAAGAUUAACUUCCGGUGCAAGCCAACUUUCCGAGAAGGCAGUUCUAGAUCUCCCAGAGAGAAUUUCGUUCGACAUCAUUGGGUUCACAGAAGGCGGCAGGAGGGGAAGUGUAAGCAGUGUGGAAAGGGGUUUCAGCAAAAAUUCUCCUUCCACAGUAAAGAGAUUGUGGCCAUCAGCUGUUCAUGGUGCAAGCUGGCGUUUCACAAUAAAGUCACCUGCUUCAUGCUGCAGCACAUUGAGGAGCCGUGUUCGCUCGGGGCUCAUGCAGCUGUCAUCGUACCCCCCACCUGGAUCAUUAAGGUGAAGAAACCUCAGAAUUCUCUGAAAAAUUCAACCAGGCGGAAGAAGAGGACAUCAUUUAAAAGGAAAGCCAGCAAAAGAGGGAAUGAGGAGAACAAAGGCCGGCCUUUUGUGAUAAAGCCCAUCUCUUCCCCUCUCAUGAAACCCUUGCUUGUGUUUGUGAAUCCCAAAAGUGGAGGGAAUCAGGGUACUAAGGUUCUCCAGAUGUUCAUGUGGUAUUUGAAUCCACGUCAGGUCUUUGACCUCUCUCAGGAAGGACCGAGAGACGCGCUUGAGUUGUACAGAAAAAUGCCAAAUCUGCGAAUCCUGGCCUGUGGUGGGGAUGGAACGGUGGGCUGGAUCCUGUCCAUCCUGGAUGAGUUGCAGCUGAAUCCCCAGCCUCCGGUCGCUGUGCUUCCUCUUGGCACUGGGAAUGACCUUGCUCGCACCCUCAACUGGGGAGGGGGAUACACGGACGAGCCCGUUGCAAAAAUUCUCUGCCAUGUUGAAGAUGGGACCAUUGUCCAACUGGACCGCUGGAAUCUCCAGGUGGAGAGAAACCCGGAUUUGCCCCAAGAUGAACUUGAAGAUGGAACACGGAAGCUUCCCCUCAGUGUUUUCAAUAAUUACUUCAGCCUUGGAUUUGAUGCUCACGUCACGCUAGAAUUCCAUGAAUCUCGAGAAGCAAAUCCUGAAAAAUUCAACAGCCGCUUUCGAAAUAAAAUGUUUUAUGCUGGGGCAGCCUUUUCAGAUUUCCUUCAGAGGAGCUCCAGAGAUUUAUCCAAACAUGUGAAAGUUGUGUGUGAUGGCACAGAUCUGACCUCAAAGAUCCAGGAGUUGAAAUUUCAAUGUAUAGUGUUUUUAAAUAUACCCAGGUAUUGUGCUGGCACAAUGCCCUGGGGGAACCCAGGAGACCACAGAGAAUUUGAACCUCAGCGGCAUGAUGAUGGUUACAUCGAGGUCAUUGGGUUCACCAUGGCCUCCUUGGCUGCUCUUCAGGUGGGAGGUCAUGGCGAAAGGUUGCACCAGUGCCGGGAGGUGACGUUGUUGACAUACAAGUCCAUUCCCAUGCAAGUGGAUGGGGAGCCUUGCCGUCUGGCUCCAUCACUCAUCCGAAUCUCCCUGAGGAAUCAGGCCAACAUGGUGCAGAAGAGCAAGAGGAGGACAUCUAUGCCUUUACUCAAUGACCCCCAUGCCAUCCCAGAACGCCUGCGGGUCAGAGUGAACAGAAUUAGUUUACAAGAUUACGAGGGAUUGCAUUAUGACAAGGAAAAACUCCGGGAAGCUUCUAUUCCUCUGGGAAUGAUAGUUGUCCGAGGAGACUGUGACUUGGAGACUUGUCGUAUGUAUGUGGAUCGCCUAGAAGAGGAUUUGCAGUCAGUAACUUCAACUACACAAAGAGUCCACUACCAGGACCAGGAAAGCUCUUUCCCAAGAGUAUCAUCGGUCCAGAGACUUUCCCCUAGAUGGUGCUUCCUAGAUGCAACUUCUGCUGAUCGCUUUUACCGCAUCGACAGAUCUCAGGAACAUUUGCACUUCGUGACCGAAAUUUCGCAGGACGAGAUUUUUAUCUUGGACCCAGAGCUGGUGGCAACUCAGCCAGCGGGGACCCCUCCGGGAAUGCCUGAUCUGGUGGUGGAGCAGGCCUCUGGAAUAUCAGAUCGGUGGAACCCAGCCGUUCGAAAACGCAUGCUGAGUGACAGCGGCCUGGGGAAGAUGUCCCCGCACUACGAGGUACCUGAAAAACAAAAGGAGGCCGGCCAGAUGCACAUGCUGCAGUCUCCAGUUUCUUCAGAAGAUCAUGCACUUUUACAGUCAGUAGUAGCUGGCGAUUUUCUAAAAUUCAUAGAAUGCUGUAAAAAGGGAGCUAAUCUGUUAAUCCAGGGACCUGACCACUGUUCCUUGCUUCAUCAUGCAGCCAAGACUGGGCAUGGCGAGAUUGUGAAGUACAUCCUAGACCAUGGUCCUUCUGAGUUACUGGAUAUGGCGGAUGGUGAAAUGGGUGAGACGGCACUGCACAAGGCAGCCUGCCAGCGCCAUCGUGACAUCUGCCAGCUCUUGGUAGAGGCAGGAGCGUCAUUGAGGAAAGCGGAUUCCAAGGGUAAGACGCCCCGAGACAGGGCCCAGCAGGCUGGGGAUCCAGAUUUAGCCUCAUACUUGGAAGGUCGGCAGAACUACCAAGUGGUUCCCCAUGAGGACCUCGAGACUGCAGUGUGAUAUUGGUGGUGCAUGGGAGAACACCCUAGGGGAUAUUGAGUCUGCACCCAAGGCACUGUGGGUCAUCAUGUGAGGCAGAAGCGAAUGGCAUCGACGCGUCCUAGCAAAUCAUCUUGAGAAGAUGCCACCAGUUUCUAAGGGCUAUGGAGACUUGCCACGGAACUCUCGUGUUCCCAGAUGUUGGCCUGUAAGAAUAAAGGAGGAGACUCAAAGGUCUGUGGGAUCCAUGGGCCAAGGACGUUUGCUCUUAAUUCUCUCAGCAAGUAGCAUGAACAUCUCCCAUGUUCCUCUGUAGAAUUUAUUUGAGCAACAACAUCAACAAAGGUGCGGGAGGAAGAAACAAAGUAUCGCGAAUAUUUGAAAUCCAGUCAAACCUCCCUCUCCCCUUAUUCCUUGCCAUAAAACUCUCGGUUCUCUUACAUUAGCCCUGUAUACCCCUGUUCUUCAAUCUUGUGCUCUACAUUCCUUCCCCUUCAGUCUCCACAGUUGCACGUCAGUAAAGUGGUGUCUGUUUAUCUCUGUGCUAAAUCUUCAUGGCUGCUCGGGUUGAAGUCAAUGGGUUGAGGAGAACCCUGGGUACCUUUGGCAAAACAAUACUGCUUUAAAUAAUGUGUUCUCAUCUCACGUUCCCUCAGAGGUUGCAUUGCCAGAUAGUCACUUUUCGUUUUGAACAUAUUUCUCCUCCUAAGUUGCCCAAAUAUGCACUAGGGGGGUCUCAGAACCAAUUACAAAGAAGGGGAGCUGAUUUGUCAUGCAUUUGAGAGUACAACGGCUAUAGUGUGAUGGUGGUCCACAAAGAAACAGGUCAGGUGGUAGGGGCAUGCUAACAUUAUCUCAGAAAAUAUGCUAGUCCUAUUCAAAUUCCUCUGGCAUUUGGACUGAGGAGGAAGUAGGAUGGGUGAAUCUGUCAGCUUUGCUUUCCCCUGCAUUUAGAUUGUUUAAAUCUCAAGGUUUUUUCUUCCCCAACCAUGGAGUAUUGUGUACAAUUCUGGGCACCACAUUUCCAGAAGGACAUUGACAGGUUAGAACAGGUUCAGAGGAGGGCAACGAAGAUGACACUGGGAGUUGAGGACAUGCCCUGGAAGAAAAAGCUGUUGAAGGAACUUGGUAUGUUCAAUCUGGAGAAAAGCAGACUGAGGGAAGAUAUGUUAGCAGUGUUCUGGUACAUAAAAGGAUAUCACAGUGAAGAUGGUCAAGAACUAUUUUCCAUUGCCACAGAAAUUAGGAAUAAUGGGUAUAAGUUACAGCUACCUAGGUUUUGGUUAAAUAUAAGGAAAAACUUCCUGAUCGUAAGAUCUGUUCAACAGUGGAACUGUCUACCUACGGAGGUUGUGGCUUCUCCAUCUCUGGAGCUUUUUAAGAAGAGGCUGGGCAGCCACCUCUCAUGGAUGGCUUAAUUGGUUCCCCUGCGCAUUGCAGAGGGUUGGAGUAGAUGAUCCUUAUGGUCCCUUCCAACUCCACACUUCUAUGAUUCUCUGAAGAAUAUUGCAAAGUUUGCUGAAUUCUAAUAAAAAAUGGACUGAAACGAAAUUCUCCCUCCAUCUGCACAGUAUAGCUGCUCGCCAUGUAGCUGUUACAGAUGAGGAGCCUGUCAGAAUAAAGAGGUGGCCAUGUACCUGGUUGAGCACACAGGGAUUCAAACCCAGGCUUUUAAGAUGAAAGCACUCAAAGCUGUGGGUCUGGAUGGAUAUAUCUGUUAAUUUUAGUUUCUCCAAGUUCUUGUUGUCCCCAAAUUGGAAAACUUUGCCAUUUGGGGUAAAUUCUUAACAAAACCAAACUGAAAUAAUAUUCUCACCCAUCCCUAGGAGAAACCUUCAGAAAUUUGUUUCAAACUUCCCUUUGGAAAAAUCUGAUGAGAACCUAUGGAUGUGUCAAAUUCACCCAAGAAACUGUGUUCAUCAUAGCCUUUCUGUGGCCACUCUGGUGUGAUGUCUCAGUUCCCUCUUUGCUGACCGCAAUGGCUUUGCUUAGUCCUGAAUCUCAUCUGGAAUUAGCCACAUUUGGAUACAUGAGGAUAUGUUUAGGCUGCUGGAGAUCAGAAUAAAAGAAUAAAUACCUACAAUGCUUUAUAUUUGAGUAAUGAACAUUACCUUUGGCUCUUUG
This is a messenger RNA of Elgaria multicarinata webbii, 5217 nucleotides long. RefSeq names its product diacylglycerol kinase iota (gene DGKI). Gene Ontology annotation, cellular component: nucleus. The transcript is spliced from 33 exons. The record is from RefSeq and is a predicted model, not a curated record. NCBI's taxonomy places the organism in Eukaryota, Metazoa, Chordata, Lepidosauria, Squamata, Anguidae. Gene Ontology annotation, molecular function: protein binding; ATP-dependent diacylglycerol kinase activity. The coding region runs from base 322 to 3114 and encodes 930 amino acids. Gene Ontology annotation, biological process: diacylglycerol metabolic process; lipid phosphorylation; regulation of synaptic transmission, glutamatergic.